AUGGAAUCGACAAGCCAUUUUGGUGUUAAUAAUGGUACACAAGUGGGUGUCAACAAUGGAUCUAUCACCGCGAACUUUUACUCAGAUCUCACUGUGGUCCGCACCCUCGCCCGCUCUCUCCACCGAUCGCUUGCCACAUCGCGCGAUCCAUUUCAGCAAGUUCAGAAUGAGCUUGCACUCCUUGUUGCUGGUCUUGAAAUCGCCCACAGUCCGUCUUCGCUUGAUGAAAGCGAGGUCUCCACAUCAAUGAAAGAUGAGCUGCGUGGCUGCCAAGAUAAUCUUAAUCUUCUCCGCAAGAUGAAAGUCGACUACGACAGUCGGGAUUCCGAAGUGUCUGAAGACGGGAACUUGAGUGAUUUAGUAGAGAGACUGGCAGUGGUUAGGCUUGAACUCUCAUAUUUCACAACGACGUUGGGUUUCAUAAACACCACCCGGAUAAGAAUAUCACAGGAACAUGUUGUGAGGAUGCUACAAAAGUUUCUUUCUGAUGAUGAGAGCCGAUCCAAAGCAAAAACAAUUGUUUCCGGUCAUUCAACCCUAAGCGAUGAUCGGGGGAGCUGGAGGCAGUUGCGAAAAGAACUCCAAGACGCAGGCAUCAGCCCCAAAAGUUUCUCUGAAAACUUGGACCUCAUUAUCGCAAUAUUCCAGAAGUCUUUUGUAGCUGACAUGCCUGAUCUCGAAACUGUGACUUCAUAUAUGAUCGACGGCCCAGAGGAAUUCUUCAAUUCUCAAUCGGACAUGAGUAGGGCGUCAAUUGUCUCAAACACCAAUGAAAGUACAUCCUCGAUAUGGGACAUGGAUGUUCUACGAAGGCUCGAUGUUCUUGGGGGAAGCGAUCAUCAACGCGUUGACCCAGCCUCCAUUACAGCAACAAAUGACCUGAUCCCAUGUGCUAAAAAAGGAGAUUUGAGGGCUGUCAUACAAAUGAUAGAUGGAGGCUGUGACGUCAAUGCUUUGAAUGAAUUCGGAGAUAGCGCGCUGUCGUUGGCGGCAGCUGAGGGACAUCGGGAUAUUGUCCUGGCAUUGUUUUCGAAAGGAGCUAAGGUCGGGACAAUGAAUCAAAACAGGGAAGGCGCUCUCGUGCAAGCGGCAAGAGCCGGGCACAUUGAAGUACUCAACAUCUUGAUGGCUCAUGUAGAGCCGAUAGAUGAUUAUCAGUACCACAUGGCCUUGGGCGCUGCAGCAGAAAAAGGUCACACAGAUGUUGUGAGGCUCCUGUUGGACCGAGGAGUUGAUCCAAAUCAUCUUGAUGCGGAUGAUGAGGAUGCCAACACACCGCUGUUCAAGGCUGCAGGUAACGGCCAUGACAAAAUUAUUCGCGUUUUGUUGGAUCACGGUGCCAAACCCAAUACUCUGAACUUCUGGAGCGAAUCAGCGAUGUUUGCAGCAUGUCGCUCAAAGGAAGAAAAAAGUGCGCGGCUACUACUGAAAUUUGGUGCUUCCCUCGACCGAAAAGCAGAAAGCAUAGCUGAUUAUCCAUUAUGGAAGUUGUUGCAUGAUGACAGUCAGAUGAGACGAUAG
This is a messenger RNA of Penicillium brevicompactum, 1521 nucleotides long. RefSeq names its product ankyrin repeat domain-containing protein. Bases 1 to 1521 code for a protein of 506 amino acids. The transcript is spliced from 3 exons. Lineage: Eukaryota; Fungi; Ascomycota; Eurotiomycetes; Eurotiales; Aspergillaceae. Gene Ontology annotation, molecular function: protein binding. The record is from RefSeq and is a predicted model, not a curated record.